AUGGCUACUGAUGCUCAAUUGAAAGACUUCCCCUCCCUCUUCUCCUUGAAGGGGAAGGUUGCCGUCGUCACUGGAGGUUCCCGUGGACUUGGUCUGCAUGCCGCAUCCGCUUUCCUACAAGCCGGCGCUUCCAAGGUCUUCAUCUCCUCGCGCAAGGCAGCGGCCUGCGAGGAGGCCUGCAAGGCGCUCAACGCCCUCCCCCACCGCGCCCCGGGCGCCAUCGCCAUCCCCGCGCCCGCCGACUCCGCCACGCUCGCGGGCGUGGAGUCCCUCCUGGCGCAGGUGAAGGAGCACACGGACCGGGUCGACAUCCUCUUCGCCAACGCGGGCGCCACGUGGGGCGAAGCCUUCGACACGCACCCGGACUCCGCCUUCGCCAAGGUCAUGGACCUCAACGUCAAGGCCGUCUUCAACACCAUCCGCCUCUUCACGCCGCUGCUGGAGGCCUCGGCCGCCAGGGGGGGCGGCGGCGCCGGCGACCCGGCGCGCGUCAUCAUCACCGCGUCGGUGGCGGGCCUGGGCAUCGGGACGCUCGGCCCGCAGGGCACGUAUGGGUACAGCGCCAGCAAGGCGGCCGUCAUCCACCUUGGGCGGAACCUGGCGCUCGAGCUCGCGGGCCGCGGCAUCACGGUCAACUCGAUCGCCCCCGGCUUCUUCCCCAGCAGGAUGUCGAACGGCCUGCUGGGCAUGGCGGGCGGCGCCGACAGGGUGGCGAAGGGGAACCCUAUGGGCCGCCUCGGCCGGCCGGAAGACAUCGCUGGCGUCGUGGUGUACCUGGCUAGCCGCGCCGGGUCCCACGUCAAUGGGGAGGUGAUCGCCAUUGACGGGGGUGCUCUGUGGCAGCGCGGGGAGUUGAAUGUCUCUGCCAAGCUAUAG
Messenger RNA from Sodiomyces alkalinus F11, 876 nucleotides. RefSeq names its product short chain dehydrogenase. NCBI's taxonomy places the organism in Eukaryota, Fungi, Ascomycota, Sordariomycetes, Glomerellales, Plectosphaerellaceae. Gene Ontology annotation, molecular function: oxidoreductase activity. The transcript is spliced from 2 exons. The coding region runs from base 1 to 876 and encodes 291 amino acids. The record is from RefSeq and is a predicted model, not a curated record.